Molecule: messenger RNA, 2160 nt
Organism: Paramisgurnus dabryanus
Lineage: Eukaryota; Metazoa; Chordata; Actinopteri; Cypriniformes; Cobitidae
Product: CUB and zona pellucida-like domain-containing protein 1
Source: RefSeq, a predicted model, not a curated record
AGGCUGGUUUUGGCUAUAAAAAUGAUGACAGAAAUGUUGAAGACAAACCUGACCUAAAGGAUAAAGAUGGAAGCUCCUGCUUAUCUUCUCUGGGUCUUUCUAGGCGUUCAAGCAUUAACUUUAGCAAAUGGAUGGACAUGGACAGAGUCAACAACAAUGGGUCCCUUUGCAUAUUCCUGCUAUAAAAGUUGUGGCUAUGGCUUUGGAAGCUGUUCAUGUGAAACCUCUUGUCAGUACCUUGGAAACUGUUGCCAUGACUUUAACAGUUAUUGCUCAGCCACAACUGAGGAGCCAGUAACAGCAACAGCUUCUCUCUCCUGCAGGUACAGCUGUGGCUACCAUCUUGGAAGCUGUUCAUGCAGAUACGACUGUCGUUACUAUGGAAACUGUUGCUAUGACUAUAACAGUUACUGCUCAUCAACAACCAAAGAGAUGGCAACAGCUUCACCCUCCUGCAGGCACAACUGUGGCUACCAUCUUGGAAGCUGUUCAUGCAGAUACGACUGUCGUUACUAUGGAAACUGUUGCUAUGACUAUAACAAUUACUGCUCAUCAGCAACAACUGAAGCGACAGCAACAGCUUCACCCACCUGCAGGUACAACUGUGGCUACCAUCUUGGAAGCUGUUCAUGCAGAUACGACUGUCGUUACUAUGGAAACUGUUGCUAUGACUAUAACAAUUACUGCUCAUCAGCAACAACUGAAGCGACAGCAACAGCUUCACCCACCUGCAGGUACAACUGUGGCUACCAUCUUGGAAGCUGUUCAUGCAGAGACGACUGUCAUUACUAUGGAAACUGUUGCUAUGACUAUAACAGGUAUUGUCCAAUGUACACGACCCCAUGGCCAGCCAUGACAACAGAUUAUCAUGCUGGGUGUGGUGGACACCUGUAUGGUUCUGGGCUGUUUUCAAGUCCCAAUUACCCAAACUAUUAUUAUGACAAUGCCUACUGUGUGUGGUAUCUGUCUGCCCAGGCAGGACAGAGGAUCUUCUUGUCAUUUGCUGAUAUACAAUUGGAGCGCUGCUGUAACUGCGACUAUAUCUCUGUACAUGAUGGUUCUUCCACUGGUUAUCCAGUGCUGGGAAGGAUCUGCUUCAAUGAAAACACAAACCAAACCUUUCAUUCAUCUUCUCCAUACUUGACGGUUGUCUUCAGGAGUGACUCCUCUGUUGUGAGCAAUGGCUUUAAAGCCAUCUUUUCAAGCUCAUUGACCGCAGAUCAAGGUCGUGUGGACUGUUCCUCAGACAACAUGGUCAUUGUCAUUCAAAGGUCGUACUUGAAUUCACUUGGGUUGAAUGGAAAUGACCUUUAUGUGGAUGACAAUCGGUGCAGACCCAAAAUUAACAGUGCUGAGGUUGUGUUCCGCUUCUCUCUCAAUACAUGUGGGACCAGCAAAGAGAUGAUGAAUGGUUAUGUGACUUACACCAACAACGUGCGGGCAUCUCAGUCUCAAUCUCAAUUGGGUGAGAUCACCCGUCAGUCACAGUUUCUGUUACAUGUGGGCUGCAGAAUGGAGCCGGACACUGUUGUGCAGAUACUCUACAAGGCCAAAGAGGACAUCAAUGCUACCAUCACAGGAGCGGGUCGCUUUAAUGCCAGCAUUGCCUUUUACAACUCUAGCAGUUUCAACCAACAAAUUUAUGACUCUCCUUAUGAGGUGAACCUUAACCAAUCCAUAUAUGUUCAGGUUGUGUUAGAUAGACGUGAUGAAAUCCUAGAUUUGUUCCUGGACACCUGUGUUGCAUCUCCAGAUCCAAAUGACUUCAAAAACCGCUCCUAUGACCUGCUGCGUAAUGGAUGUCCCAGAGACAGCACAUAUUAUUCCUACAUCAAUGGUCAGCAGCAUUACGCUCGGUUCCGUUUCCAGGCUUUUAAGUUCCUUCGGACACAUGCCAAUGUGUAUCUGCAGUGUAAGGUGAUCAUCUGCCCUGGAACUGAUACCAACUCUCGCUGUAGACGAGGCUGCCAAAAACGCCGCCGGAGGUCUCUUGAAUCCAACCAUGACACCAACACUCUGAUACUUGGGCCAAUCAAACUCAAAGGAGUGAAGCCUGAUCUUCAAGAGCUCAAUCUUCAAGAGACUGAGAUAGGAGAGUGAUUUCAACAUCAUCACCAUUAUAAUCAGUAAAAAAAGAUUAAAGCAUUCCUGAAAAUCUCA